UGAAGUAGAAAAGAAGGUUUUGGUUACAGCUGAGAGAAGAAUACUAAAAAGGGAAUAUCAGCUAGGCCGCGGAAAUCCAAUAUAUCACCCAAUAGUACUGAAAGAUCAAGAUUCAACAGCUCUGGUAAUCGGUCAUGUUUUAGAUGCUAACGGUGAAGAUACAUACUUCAAACACUGGCUAAUGGAGCCUGGUCACAAUACAGGAUUACUGCACCGAUGUACUGGAUAUA
Dentiscutata heterogama is the source of this 230-nucleotide messenger RNA. Lineage: Eukaryota; Fungi; Glomeromycota; Glomeromycetes; Diversisporales; Gigasporaceae. The record is from the annotation of a GenBank genome assembly.